AUAAUAACAUGGGUUUUGUUUUCCUCCCGUAUCGGACUCGUGACCUAUAAAUCAAAUAUAGUUAAACCCCUCGAUUAUCAUUAGAUUCAAAUCCGCCCCUUCAUCAUCACCAUCUCACUCAUGGACGGUGGAGCCGCAAACUACAAUCCUCGCACAGUCGAAGAAGUUUUUAGGGAUUUCAAAGGUCGCCGUGCCGGUUUAAUCAGAGCUCUCACCACCGAUGUUGAAGACUUUUACCAGCAGUGUGAUCCUGAAAAGGAGAAUUUGUGUCUGUACGGAUUUCCAAGUGAGCAAUGGGAAGUGAAUUUGCCUGCUGAAGAGGUGCCUCCGGAACUGCCAGAACCCGCGCUGGGAAUAAAUUUUGCGAGAGAUGGAAUGCAAGAGAAAGACUGGUUAUCUUUAGUUGCUGUUCAUAGUGAUGCUUGGUUGCUUGCUGUUUCCUUCUAUUUUGGUGCUCGAUUCGGUUUUGACAAAUCCGACAGGAAACGACUUUUCAAUAUGAUAAACGAUCUCCCAACAAUAUUCGAAGUUGUAAACGGUACUGCAAAGAACAACCCAAAGGAGAAAUCGUCAGUUUCGAAUCACAGCAGCACCAAAUCCAAAGCAAACGCAAAGCCACCGCCAGCAGAAGAAGAAGGCUUAGAUGAUGAGGAUGAAGAUGAAGAAGACGAGGAUGACGAACAUGGUGAAACUUUAUGUGGGUCAUGUGGGGAGAAUUAUGCAUCGGAUGAAUUCUGGAUAUGUUGUGAUAUAUGUGAGAAAUGGUUCCAUGGCAAAUGCGUAAAAAUCACACCAGCAAGAGCCGAGCAUAUCAAGCAAUACAAGUGUCCGUCCUGCAGCAACAAGAGAGCUCGACCUUGAUAACUACCGUGUUGAUAUAAAUACCGUGUUGUUAACUGUUAACUUGCUUGUGAAAAGUGAUGUUGGUUGCUUAAGCCUGAGUAUGCGUGAAUUUGAUCUCGGUUGGUGUAUAAUUAGUCAGCAGAUCAUGUUUGUUUGAUUCAACUAAAGAAUUUCGUAUUAUACUACAUUCAUGUUACUUUGUUAACUAGCAAAA
This is a messenger RNA of Helianthus annuus (common sunflower), 1057 nucleotides long. RefSeq names its product PHD finger protein ALFIN-LIKE 5. NCBI's taxonomy places the organism in Eukaryota, Viridiplantae, Streptophyta, Magnoliopsida, Asterales, Asteraceae. The record is from RefSeq and is a predicted model, not a curated record. Gene Ontology annotation, molecular function: transcription cis-regulatory region binding; histone binding; transcription coregulator activity. Gene Ontology annotation, cellular component: nucleus. The transcript is spliced from 6 exons. Gene Ontology annotation, biological process: regulation of DNA-templated transcription. The coding region runs from base 121 to 861 and encodes 246 amino acids.